Molecule: messenger RNA, 5217 nt
Organism: Mauremys mutica (yellowpond turtle)
Lineage: Eukaryota; Metazoa; Chordata; Testudines; Geoemydidae
Gene: RP1
Product: RP1 axonemal microtubule associated
Exons: 35
Coding region: 266-5005 (1579 amino acids)
Biological process (GO): intracellular signal transduction
Molecular function (GO): protein binding
Source: RefSeq, a predicted model, not a curated record
GGGGAUGGAGGAUACAGAUGCCUGAUGCAGGCAGAAGUAAAUGUUAGCAGUUGUUGCUGUUAAAAAUCAUUGCUUUUUCUGGAGGUGGUUUAUCCUUAUGAGUGGCUCUGCAUAAAAACUGUUCUUCCUUUGGCAGAAGCUUCCUUCACAUCACUCGAAAUCCAUUAAUAUGAGUAACAGAUUAACAGAAUGAGGACUAUGCUAUUACUGCAGUUGUGAGAAAACUUUUACAUCCAUCUCCUCAUCCUUCCAGAGUGCUGUCAAAAUGAGUGAAACGCCAUCAACGAAUUAUUCAAUGCUUCAGCCAAACUCCUCUGAGAGUGAACAGACUUUGUCUACACGUCACUUCAAUGUCACUGAACCUGUUGUGGCCAAACGCAUCUGUUUCUAUAAAAGUGGAGACCCUCAGUUUAAUGGGAUCAAAAUGGUCAUUAAUAAUCGAUCUUUCAAAACAUUUGAUGCCUUGCUCGAUAACUUGUCCAAAAGAGUCCCAAUACCAUUUGGGGUGAGGAAUAUUAGUACACCACGCGGGAUACACAGUAUCACCAAUCUGGAGGACCUUGAAGAUGGAAAGUCUUAUAUUUGUUCCCAUCAGAAGAAAAUUAAGCCCAUUAAUUUGGAGCGGGCCAGUAAGAAGCCAUUGCCCUGGCAGAUCAGCAGGCCAGUUAGUGCUCGUCGCCGAGUUGUGCAGUUAGCCAGGGAGAAAGAAGACGGCAUUGUUCAGGAAGACAGAGCUGUCAAAAUAAGAACCCCUAAAAAGCUCCUUGUUUUCAAAAAUGGUGACAUAAGAAUCAGGUGCACUAUAGUUCUGAGUAAGAAGAACAUGCAAAACUUUGAGACCUUUCUGGAUUCCAUAAGUGAGUUAAUGCAGUAUCCAGUUGUGAAGUUAUACACUACGGAUGGCAGAAAGGUUCCUAACCUUCAGUCUCUGAUCUUGUGUUCUGGGGCUAUUGUGGCAGCUGGGAGAGAGCCUUUUAAACCAGGGAAUUAUGAUCCUCACAGGUAUUCACUACCUGCUAAGUUGCCGGGACUCUCCAGUCGUGUGUACCCCAAAGCAAAUGCCAAAUCAGAGAGCAGAAAUACUGGCAAAUGGAAGGUGUCUGUCCUCACCAGUGAUAUGCCAUCUGCAGGAACCAGCUCACAGGUUUAUAUUACAUUGUAUGGGGAUUACAGUAGUUCAGGGCCUAUCUUUCUGUAUGGAGAAGAAGGGGAACUGUUUCAGAGGGGCAAUGAAGACAUCUUCACUAUUGACACUGGAGACAUAGGAGAGCUCUAUAAAAUACGCAUAGGACACAAUAAUUCUGGAGAAUCCCCCUCUUGGCACUGUGAAGAGGUGCAAUUGCAGAACCUUUACACAGGAGAACAGUUUUCUCUCCCUGCCCACCGAUGGCUGGCUCAGGACCAGGAUGAUGGUGAAAUCUGUCGGGAGCUUCCUGUUUUGCGACGGGGCCAGCCUGUUCUUCCAGUGACUGUAUAUGAGGUGCACGUCACAACAGGAGAGCUGUGGAAUGCCGGAACAGAAGCUGAUGCCUAUAUUUCCAUUCAUGGUGAAGAAGGCGACACAGGCUCCAGACAGCUACUUAGGUCGAAGAAUCCUAGGAAAUUUCUAAAAGGACAAACUGACCUCUUCCUACUUGAAGCUGUGCAUCUUGGAAAUUUGUACAAGACUGUUGUAGGACACAAUGGACUUGGAUCAGGAAAUGGAUGGUUUCUGGAGAAGAUUGUAGUCAAGGAUCCUGUCACAGACCUGGAUUAUUCUUUUCCUUGUCACAGGUGGCUAGAUCAAGGGGAAGAGGAUGGUAAAAUUGUAAGAGAACUAAAUGUCACUGACACUACCACCUUCUCCGCAAGGCAAGAGCUGGAACUCAAGAGAGCGGAAAACUGGGCUGCUGAAAGAUGGAAGUUUCAGAAAGGCAACACUCUUCAGUUCUACAACAGGCUCACCCGUGGUUUCAUACGCCUCAGUCCAGAUGGCACAGUUGAUGCACUUGGUGACAAGAAGGACAAAUAUGGUCUUUUUGAUGUGACUGUCAAAAGAAAUGCACAUGUGUUUAAGAGUCAUCAGAUGCCACAUAUUGCCCUUGCUCUUGACAAUGGCUAUGUCACUGGAAUGGACAAUGAAGAUACUCUCUGUGAGCUACAAGUUCAUGUUCAGCCAAAUCGCUGUGCAAUUCUGGAAUCAGCCCGAAGUCCAGGGCACAUGAUUACAUUCAGUCUUCAAGGCAAAGUAGCUGAUGAUACAGUAGGCUACGCAGGACUCUCAAAAGAAUUUGUUGUGCAUGUGAAGGGUGUGUUCCACAAUGGUGCCAUAAUUCUGCUCACUACAAGUCUCUACCAGGCUCUCUGCCUCAGGCCUGAUGGGAGCUGCAGUGGAGCAGGAAAGCAGUCUGAAGAAUCCUAUUGGAAAGUGCAUAAAAUCAGCUCUGGAGUUUGCAUGAUUGAGAGUCUGAAACACCAGAGAAUGUAUCUGUGGAUCAAGGAUGGCGAGUGUAAUGGAAAAGGGACGGGUGAUGUAUACUGUCACUUUAAAAUUGAGAAGAACUUAGACAGUGGAUCUGUGAGUCUAGAAUCUGUGCAAAACAGAGGGAUGUAUGUUGGUCUCCAACCAGAUGGCCAGACCAAGCCAGUUGUUCACACUGGAGAGAGAAACAUUUUGUUCUACCCACGAGUCAUCAAAUUUGGCAGGGAAAAGCCUAUGGGAACAUCUGCGACACCCAGCCAACCAAAGGUAUGGAUCAGAGAAUCUGAACACCAACCAGCAAAAGCCCAGAAGCCAAUGGCUCAGAGCCCAUCAGCUUCUCCACCCACAGAGGAAAUGAAAAAUACCCAAGGUACCAAGUAUCCCCUUUCUUCAGAUGAUGAAUGGAAAGUGUCAGUGCUGACAGGAAAUGGAGGAACUCAAGCAAAUGUCACACUCUGGAUAUAUGGAGACAAAGGAGUAGCUGGACCAAUAACUCUUGGCAAGGACAACAGGGAGCAGCUCUUUCUUCCCAGGCAGGAGGAUGAAUUUCAGGUUGAAAUAAAAUAUAUUGGAGAAUUCUAUAAGAUAAGAAUAGGACACGAUGGAACAAGUGAACACCCAGAAUGGAAGUUAGAAAAGGUGACACUGCAACAUGUAAAAAGCAGGAGGACUCUGAAUUUUCCAGCAAACAAAUGGUUGUCAAGAAGCCGUGGAGCUGGAGAUAUUAUAUGUGAACUCCCAGUAGAAGAAGCAGGAAAACCCAUUUAUCCAAUUGUGAGAUACCACAUUUAUGUUUACACUGGCCAUUUGGAGCAAGCUGAAACAGAUUCUCCAAUCUACCUAUGUAUAUAUGGAAAGAGAGGAGACUCUGGUCUAAGGCUUCUGCAUAAAUCUGAUAUGCCAGUGAAAUUUCAGAGGGGAAUGGUGGAUAUGUUUGAAAUGGAAGCUGUAUCUCUUGGAAAACUGCAGAAGGUGCUAUUGCACUGUGAGGCCAGUAACAAGGUGCAGUACUGGUACUGUGAGAAAGUAAUCAUCAGAAAAACUGGGAAGGACUCUGAAUAUAUUUUCAACUGUGAGAGGUGGCUUCCAUUUAUGUCCCAGGGAAUAAUUCACUCAGAAAUCGAGCUCUACCCUGAAGAACUGCAAAUAAAUCGUCAGCUGAAAACGCAAGAUGAAGCAAAUGAAGGAGACUGGAAGAUUACUGUAGUCACUGGGGACUUCCAAACAGCUGGCACAACAGCAACAGUGUCCCUUUACGCUUAUGGAGAAAACAGGUCUUCUGGUCCUAUUAUUCUGGGAUCUGGGAAGCACCAGCUGUUUAAUCCCAACAGUGCAGAUACAUUCAAGAUUAAUCUCAAAGGUCUUGGGCAACUGUAUAAAAUCCGCAUUGGUCAUGACAACAGUGGCAAUGACCCUAGCUGGUACCUAGAGGAGGUGAGACUUGAAAGAAUAGCCCCUACCUCUGACAGGGAGAUUUGUCUGGCUGUAGACUGCUGGCUAGCUGAAGAUCAGGAUGAUGGAGACACCUGGACAGAAGUAGCAAUUGGGAUAUCUGAAAAGGAGCUUUUGUCAAUGGUAAUUUAUGAACUCCAUGUAUAUACUGGAUCUAAACUUGGUGCUGAAACAGAUUCUAAUGUGUAUGCCACCCUAAUUGGAACAAGAGGAGAUUCUGGCAAGCGAAAGCUGCAUAGAGCUAAGAAUAAUAAAGUCAAGUUUCAGCGUGGACAGGUGGAUAUCUUCUUCAUAAAGGCUGUAUCACUAAGAGACCUGAAGAAACUUGUGAUUAGCCAUAAUGGAACUGGUCCAGGCAAUGGAUGGUUCCUUGAUAAGGUGGUUGUCAAAUUUAAAGAGGAAGAUGAUGAUCAAGAAGUUGUGUUUCCCUGUAACAGAUGGUUAGAUGAGUACCAGGAUGAUGGGAAGACCGAGCGAGAGCUAAUUGCUAAAAAAAAGGGUAAUUCGCAGAAGGCAUCCACCAAAGCACGACAAUGGAGAGUGCAGGUUAAAACUGCCAGAGAUUCCCCAGAGCCACAGAAGUGUAAAAGAACCCUUGUGAUUUAUGGCUCAAAGGGCAAAAGUGGUGACCUUCUCCUUUCUCCACAAAGCCCAGAAUAUGUGUGCUUUCUACCCAGAGCAACGGAUGAAUUCCUUGUUGAAACUGGAGAUGUGGGGGAUGUGUAUAAGAUUCGGGUCAGCUGUGAUGAUUUGCCAGGCUUUGAGGGCUGGCAUCUGAAGUCCUUUCACAUGCAAGAGCUACAUACUAAACAAGAAGUGAACUUUGACUGUAACUGCUGGCUCUCUGUUAACAGAGAAGACAGAGAGCUGGUGAAAGAAUUCCCUGCAGUGAAUGAGAACCAGAAACCUUUACCAGUCCACAAGUAUAUUGUCUCUAUACACACUGGUGACCACUGGGGAUCAGAAACCUUUGCAAAUGUUUAUAUCACUCUGUAUGGCGAAAGAGGGGACACAGGUGUGAGGAAACUGCACGAAUCAUUGGUAAAAGGGGGGAAAUUUCAAAGGAACAAGGUAAGAAGACACAAAUGUUAAGUUUUCUUACAAACUCAAAUAAUAGUUCUGUUUUCUGAAUGUCUACCACCAGCUCUUGAUUGUAAGAGCAAAAUUCUCCUUAUAGAUCUUUGUAGCAGUAUUCUGUUCCAGCUUUAUGCCUAGAUUUUCCAUAGGUGAUAAUCAGGGUUCUACAUUUGCAUGUGUAAAGCAGCUUAUCUGAGUCAUAACCCUUGUGAUCAUGCCUCUCAACU